Oncorhynchus keta (chum salmon) is the source of this 10522-nucleotide messenger RNA. RefSeq names its product protein PRRC2A-like. The record is from RefSeq and is a predicted model, not a curated record. Gene Ontology annotation, biological process: cell differentiation. Lineage: Eukaryota; Metazoa; Chordata; Actinopteri; Salmoniformes; Salmonidae.
UGACCCCGCCCUCUUUGCGUGCCCUCCGCCCCCCUCUGCACUACGGUCUGUAGUAGCCGUUGACGGCUCUUGUAGUGACGGAUCAAGUUCUCCUGUAAUAUUUUUAUUUUGUUUUGUGAAAAAAGAAAAAGGAGUACAAUCUCAGGGCUCACCAUACUCAAUGAGCGGACAGCGCAAUGUCAGAGCGCUCUGGGCAAACUGCAAAGGGGAAGGAUGGCAAAUCCAAGUAUGCGUCUCUCAACCUGUUUGAUACCUACAAAGGAAAGAGCCUUGAAGCACAAAAGCCUGUUGUUCCCCCCCGCCAUGGCCUUCAGUCUCUUGGUAAAGUUGCCUCUGCGCGGCGCAUGCCACCCCCUGCCAGCCUGCCCAGUCUGAAGGCAGAGAACAAAGGCAACGAUCCCAACGUCUCGCUCGUUCCAAAAGACGGCACAGGAUGGGCAAGCAAGCAGGAACCAGCAGACCCAAAGAGUACCGAUGUAUUGUCAGCACCGCAGCUGGAGUCGCAGCAGCCUGUGGUUUCACAGACGCCUGCACCGACCCGCCCGAGAACCCCGCCAACUCCAGAGGUUCCACCUCCGGUUCCGGCCACGGUUUCAGCCCAGGCCGCAGGGGCAAGGUCCUGGGCUCAGGCCAGUGUUACACAUGGAGCACAAGGAGAUGGUGGAAAGGGAUCAAACCAACGGUCGCCAUUCUCUCGCGAGGAAUUUCCCACCCUGCAGGCGGCUGGCGACCAGGAAAAAGCUGGCAGGGAACAGGGCACUGCAGAUCAGUUGUAUGGGCCCGGACCAAGCCUCCGCCCCCCGAACAUGACGAGCUGGCGGGACGGUGGGGGCCGUGCCCUGGCGCCCACCGGAGAGGGGGUCGCAGAGGGUGGCCCGGGCGGGGUGCUGGCGAUAGAGGGGGCUGCCGGUGGUGGCCAGGCAGGCCCCCCUCCUCUCCAGCAGCAGCAAAACCUCCAGUCCCAUGGGCUGCCUAGGAAUCCCCCCGCUGGCAGCCCUGGCCUGCCCCAGCCCCCCAUGGGCCCUGGGUUCCCCCAGUACAGAGGGAUUAUGCCUCCAUUCAUGUACCCUCCCUUUCUGCCCUUCCCGCCUCCCUACGGCCCCCAGGGGCCCUACAGGUACCCCCCUCCUGGUGAGGCCCCUCCCAGGUUUCGCCAGCAGGGUCAGGACGGCCGCGGGCGUCCCCAAGGCGGUCCCCGUGGUGGGGGAGGAGAGAUGGUGAAGCGACCCUCCAUUCUGAAGCAGGAUGACCUGAAGGAGCUAGAUGAACUAGACCACCAGGACGGAGACGAGGGCUGGGCAGGGGCACACGAGGAGAUCGACUACUCGGCCAAGUUGAAGUUCAGCGACGAUGAAGGAGAGGAAGAUGAGGAGAGGAACGAGAGACCCGAGAGGAAUGAAAGAAGCGAGAGCAAGAACGGUGCACGGGAGAUGCAAAGGUCUCAGGAAGGUCCCCCUCAGGUGGUGCAGCGCUCCCGAGUCUCUGACAGCGGAGUGGACAGGGACACCCGCCGCACCCCUCCCUCCAACGCUGACCACGACGGCCCCCCACCCCCCUCCAGCAAGCCAGGAUGGGCCGAGGAGGGGGGCAAGAGCGGCUGGGGGAGCCAAGGCGCCCAUGCCACCUACCAGGGGCGUAGGCCUGGACUGGGUGGGUCCCGGGAGCAGCUCCCCCCCCCACCAGGGCCUCUCCUCCACCAGGGACAGGGGCCUUACUCCUACUACCGACAGGACCGCAACUCCCCUAAUCAGUCCAGCCCGGUGGUAGCCCCUGAAACUGCCUCACUGGCCCCCGGGAAGGUCGCCCCCUCCUCGCAGCUCCAACAGCAGCAGGCUACUUCCCCCGUCCCCGGAGGCCCCACCCCUCCACCUCAGACGACUGGCCUGCUGGCCCCACCCACCGGCGAAGAUGAAGAGGAGACAUGGCGCCAGCGCAGGAAACAGUCCUCCUCAGAGAUCUCGGCCGCUGUUGAACGCGCCCGCCGGCGCCGCGAAGAGGAGGAGCGAAGGAUGGAGGAAGAGCGGCGUGCGGCCUGCGCUGAGAAGCUGAAGAGGCUGGAUGAGAAGGCCCAGCAGGGUGGUGGUGGGAGCAGCGGAGGCUCCAAGCCCCCCAGUCUGGACGGCAACUCCACCACGGCCGGAAGCCCCAGCCCUUCCCUGUCGGCCUCAGCCUGCUCCCCAAACAUCAGCCAGCCCCCGUCCCCCUGCGUGGACCUUGAGGAGCCCCCGGCUGCCCAGACUGUUACCAGGGACCUAGUGCCAGGGCCCAGUCCCACCGACAGACAGAGGGCCAAUAGCAAUAGCAGCUAUGACUCCAAUGCUGACACCCAGGUGUGUCCCCAGCCCCCUACUCCCCAGCUGCAGCAGCCCCCUCUGGAGGUCCUGGUGCCUGGGGAAGGGAAGGAGGAGAUCCUAGAUAGUGCUCACGUCCGCAGCGGAGGAGGUGGUGGAGGAGUGGUAGACCCAGUGAAGGUAGAAAGCAUGGGAGGAGGAGCAAGUCGCCAAGCCAGCGGCCCCCCGGGACAGGGCUACUCCAAGUACCAGAAGUCCCUGCCUCCCCGCUUCCAGAGACAGCAACAGGAGCAGCUGAUGAAGCAGCAGCAGCAGUGGCAGCAGCAGCACAGCCAAGCAGCCCAACAGAGCCAGCAGCAGCUCCCACCCCAGCAGGCCCCCCAGCAGCAGGGCCCUUCUCCAGGGGCCACCACUCAGACCCAGUGUCCCAAGCAGCAGCAGUCAGGGUCCCUUCAGUAUCCGCCACAGGGCUCCAUGGGCCGCGGCCCCCAACCCCUGCCCAUGAACUUUGACCCGCGCUGGAUGAUGAUGCCCUACAUGGACCCCCGGAUGAUGCAGGGGGGCAUGCAGGGUCGACCUCCAGGGCCCAUGGACUACUACCCGCCCAACAUGCAACAUGCAGGGAUGAUGGGGCGAGAGCGCUCCGAUUCGGGGGGCUCUGGUUCGGACACCUUCGACAGGCAGCAGCACCCGGGACACCCCAACCGUGGGACACCUCCCAUGGAUCCCAAACUGGCCUGGGGGCCUGAGGUGUUCCCUGGGGGCAGCGAAGGCAGGGGACUGAGCUCCCCUCUUAGACAGAAGCAGGCACUGGAAGAGGAUGAUGUCAGUGGCAAAGGGCCUAGGAGUGACACCCCUCCAGUCCGUGGUAUGCGAGAGGGAGGGCCAGGCCCCAUCCAGCAGCCCAACUCUGUUUCGGGCUCCUCCAACCAGACCCCACCCCCUGUGGGCACUCUGGUGGGGGGCCAGGGAGGAGGCAGCCACCACCCCCACCACCACCAGUCCUACAUGGGUGGCCGGGGCAACUACAGCAACUUUCCCGACCAGGGCUCCCGCAUGGCCCUACACCAGCAGCAACAGAGGGGGAGUGGUGGAGGCUUCAGCCACCAGGAUGAGGGCCAGGGCCACAAGGGUGGCCAGCAACAGGGCCAGGUCUGGGGGGCCCCCCACCCCCACUACGACCGCAAUGGGCGCACUGACCUCUCCCCCCUGGAGAAUAACAACCUCCACCACCCUCAACACCAACAACCCCAUGGUCAUCAACAACACCAAGGCCCCUCCCACUUUCCCCUCCACCCCCACAAGCCCGAGAAUGGCCGCGGUGAGAGAGGAGGCGAAGCCCCCAAGAAGGGUGACCCCUCGCCCCCACUCCAACAGCCGUCCCUCUCCUCCUGCUCAUCCUCCUCCUCGUCAUCCUCAGCCAGGGACGACGGCAGCGGCAAGGCGGUCGUGCAUCUCCUCCCACCUCAGCGCAAGGCUGACACAGGAACCGGGCAGAGACAUGAUGCAGGAAGCAGCAGAGAGAUGAAGCAGGAUAAGAUGGGCCACAGCCACUCUCAGUCCUCUGUGACGUCUCAGCAGUCCCAGCAGCAGAGGCAGGGCCAGGAGCAGCACCACCACCGUGAUCCUAAGCCCAACCAGCGGGAGCGAGGGGGGAGGGAACACAAGACUGAGACCCAGUGGGGGCCACGGCCCGGCAGCAGCAACGCAGGAGGCCCCUCGAACAACAGGAGAGGAGGGAGCGGAAACAACCGCGGAGGGGAGGAUUCAUCCAAUCACCCAACAGCGUCUGACCACAACAAACCUUCCGGUGGCAGCAACACCAAUAAGAGGGCAGGGCCUAUCAAGAGGCCUGUGCUGAAGGAGAUGAAAAGAGAGGGUGGGGAGGGCGAGGGAGGAGAAAAGACCAGCGGAGGAGGCUCUGGAAAAGACAAAGACGGAGGCAAUUCAUCAGUCAAGCAGGAAACAUCCUCCGGCCCACAGAGCUCCUCUGCAGUGUCUGGUAAAGAAGAACUGGCUCAGACCGGUCCCAAACCCAGAAACGGAUGGAAGGACCGAGCGGCGAACGAACGAGGAGGAGUGGGCAAAGGUCCCAAAGACGGUGUCAACCCCACCCCCUCAUCAGGGUACUCCGGCCCCCCAUCCAAUAGGCGGGACAGAGAGCGCUCGUUGGAGAGGGGCGGGGGUGCAUCAUACCACGGCGGCUCGGCCCGUGGUAGCAGAGCCAGCCGAGGACGAGGUGGCGAGUUCUACGGGCGUGGCCGAGGUUACCGGGGCACUUACACGGGCACGGCCGGGGGUGGCAGUGUUAGCCGUGGCAGGGCAGCAGGCAGCAGGAGCAGCCGGGACUACCGAGCUGGCGGCGGCUACCACCAAGAAUUCAACGACGAGGCAUCGGGGGCAAGGCGCAACCGAGGGGGGUCGCAAGCCAACCCGGGGCGUGCCCGUAACCACAGCGAGACCCGCAGCGAGGGUUCAGAAUACGAGGAGGUCCCCAAGAGGAGGAGGCAGAGGGGGUCGGAGACGGGCAGUGAGAGUGCCGCCAGCGACCUGGCCCAGUCGGACAAGGAGGACCGCAAAUCCAGCACCAAGAAUGGCAGUGGCACAGAUAACUUUACCAGUGGCGGCUCCGCCCCAUCCAGAGGCUCCCAGGCCCGGGUGUUCACCCCCAGAGGGGUGCCCUCUAGGAGGGGUAGGGGGGGUGGCGGAGGAGGAGGAGGUGGCAGCAGCAUCUAUAGAAGUGGUGGAGCCGGAGGAGGAAUGGCUGGAGGUCACAGGUCAGGAUCCAGGGCCGACCCUCAAGGCUGGGCCUCCAAGUCCUCAGCCUCGGUCCGCAAGCAGCAGGGCCCAAUGCAGUCGUCUGCACCCAAAGACACGGGUCGUGGAACCGGUGGGGAGGAGAAGUCAGUGGACGGAAGCCAAGCUCAGAAUCAGGGAGGAGCAACCCCUCCACAAUCUAUCCUUGCUGCACCUACUCCAGCCCCACAGGGCUCCAUGGAGAAUGGAGGAGUUGGGACCCAGCAGUCCACAGCUAAUCCCACUACCAACUCCAGCGGGCCCCUUCCUCUCUCUGGCUCGGACGGGCGUGGCUUUCCUUGCGUCCCCCAGGAUGGCUUUGAGCGCCCCCCGAGACGCCGUCGCCACGGACGCUCCCAACACCAACAGGACAAGCCACCGCGCUUCCGCAGGCUGAAGGAGCGAGAGAACGCCGCUCGCAUCAACGGAGGAGGACGACCCUCCUCGCCCUGCCAGAAUUACAUUCAGGAUGUCACUGACGGCGCACACAAAGCGGUGCCCUCGACCGGCACUGCCCCCAACGCUAACCACAUUGCGACCACAACUACCAACAACAACAUCAGUACCGGCACCCAUCUUGGAAGCUCUAACACAAACAGUCACCACCAUCACUACAACCAGGGCAACUCUGGUCCUGCCCACUCUCAGCAGCACCACAACCCAGCAGGAGGCGCCAAAUCCCCUGACUUCUCUAACCAGAACUCAGACCAGGCCAAUGAGGAGUGGGAGACCGCCUCCGAGAGCAGUGACUUCACCGAGUUCCGGGAGAGGGAGGGAGGAGGAGGGAAGUCCUAUUCCUCCCAUCACCAUCAUCACCCACCCGGAAGAGGAGGUGGAGGUGGGGGAGGGGUCGGAGAGCGAGAGAUGACUGCGAAGGAGCAGGCGGCAAACAAGAGAAGCUUCUCCAGCCAGCGUCCCGGUAUGGAGCGACAGAACAGGAGGGUCAACGCUGGAGGAAGAGAGGGAGGUGGGGGAGGAAGAGGCCCACGGGGCCCGCCCAGUGGGGGAGGAGGCGGAGCUGGAAACGGAGGGGGCCAACGCGGUGAGCGCCGUGGAAACUGGCCCUCCCCCAAAAACAGGAAGUGAAGUAGAAGAUCUGAAAACAUUUCAAAUGCAUCCCCCUGCCCCACCCCUCUUCUUUAUCCCUUUCUGUAUCUAUUGUUCCCUCAGCCUCUUACCUGUUCUCAUCCCUUAACAUAUUAGCACAUAGUUAUGGAGACAGUGUACACACAUGUUUAAACCACCCCUCGCUUCUUUCUCCAUCCAAUUGCAAUCUACCGUCCGUUAUUGUAGUGUCAACUCUGCUCCCUCCCUGUCAUGUCCCCCCACCCUACAGAAUUCCACCCGAAGUUAGGUUUGAUUAGACACCCUUGUUCGUUUUGAACACACACCUCUUUUGACUGAGAACAUAACUACAAAAAACAUGUUUGCAUUUACAAGCACAAUAUGACAUAUAACAGACAUACACAACCACGCGCAGUAGUGUGUGUACACAGUGUGACAUGUCAUGAUAAGCAUGUUGGAGGAAUUGGCUAGCCAGGAGAAGGCAGAUUUUUAUAUUGAUGUUACCUGUGUAUAUUUCUACCAUGCUUUUGGUUGGGGUGGUAUUCGGUAGGGCAGUUAACUUCAUUAUAUUUUCCCACAUGGGGUGGGGGGGGUUUCAGGUUCUUCUUUCAACGAGAACAAUUGUACCAUAGAUUAUAAUAAAAAUUCUCUACCUUGUUUUUUUCCCUCCUUGGUCAGUUUUGUUUCACCCCCCUUUAAAAAGUUAGGUAUGUGUAUUUUUUUCUUCUACAAAGCAGGUCAUUAAAAUACCUUUUUAUACAACUCCCCCCACCUCUUGAGUUUUUGAUCUCCUGAUCUGUUUAAUUACUGUGACAGCCACAGUAGACCAGUUGAACUACUACUGCUCACCCAUCCACACUCUCCUCACAUUGAUUGUAUCUCGAAUAUCAAUGUCUUUGCUGCUUGUUCAGAACUAGGCUGUGUGGUUGAGUUUUUGUUGACCUGCUCUUAUUACUUUCCAAUGCUCUUUUGGUUCUGUUAGAUAAAAGGCUCUCUCAACAUAGCAUUCUCUUCUCUGUUUUGCAGAAGUUUCUCUCCUGUUCAUUUUGAAGUUUGUUUACCCUAAGAAGACUGAAUUGAUAGCUUGAAUGCUUUAUACACACACACACACACACACACACACACACACUACCGGUCAUAAGUUUUAGAACAACCUACUCAUUCAAGGGUUUUGCUUUUUUUUCUCUUUUCAACAUUGGAUAAUAAUAGUGAUAACACAUGGAAUCAUGUAGUAAUCAAAAGUGUUAGACAAAUCAAAAUAUAUUAUAUUUGAGAUUCUUCAAAUAGCCACCCUUUGCCUUGAUGACAGCUUUGCACUCUCUUGGCAUUCUCUCAACCAGCUUCACCUGGAAUGAUUUUCCAACCGUCUUGGAGUUACCAAAUAUGCUGAGCACUUGUUGACUGUUUUCCUUCACUCUGCGGUCCUACUCAUCCCAAACCAUCUCAAUUUGUUUGAGGUCGGGGGAUUGUGGAGGCCAGGUCAUUUGAUGCAGCAUUCCAUCACUCUCCUUCUUGGUAAAAUAGCCCUUAUACUGCCUGGAGGUGUGUUGGGUCAUUGUCCUGUUGAGUGGAAAAAAUGAUAGUCCCACUAAGCCCAAACCAGAUGGGAUGGCGUAUCACUGUAGAAUGCUAUGGUAGCCAUGCUGGUUAAGUGUGCCUUGAAUUCUAAAUACAUCACUGACAGUGUCACCAGCAAAGCACCCCCACACCAUAACCACAUCCUCCAUGCUUUAGGGAGGGAAAUACACAUGCGGAGAUCAUCUGUUCACCCACACUGCGUCUCAAAGACAGCGGUUGGAACCAAAAAUCUCUCAUUUGGACUCCAGACCAAAUGACAGAUUUCCACCGGUCUAAUGUCUUGCUUGUGUUUUUUGCCCAAAGCAAGUAUCUUCUUAUUGGUGUCCUUUUAGUAGUGGUUUCUUUGCAGCAAUUCGACCAUGAAGGCCUGAUUCCCUCUGAACAGUUGAUGUUGAUAUAUCUGUUGCUUGAAGGAUUUAUUUGGGCUGCAAUUUCUGAGGCUGGUAAACUCUAAUGAACUUACCCUCUGCAGCAGAGGUAACUCUGUCUUCCAUUCCUGUGGCGGUCCUCAUGAGAGCCAGUUUCAUCAAAGCACUUGAUGGUUUUUGCAACUGCACUUGAAGAAACUUUAAAAGUUCUUAAUAUUCCGUAUUUACUUACAUGUCUUAAAGUAAUGCUGGACUGUCAUUUCUCUUUGUUUAUUUGAGCUGUUCUUGCCAUAAUAUGGACUUGGUCUUUAACCGAAUAGAGCCAUCUUCUGUAUACUCCCCCUACCAUGUCACAACACAACUGAUUGGUUCAAAUUCAUUAAGAAGGAAAGAAAUUCCACAAAUGAACUUUUAACAAGGCACACCUGUUGUAUUACAUUCCAGAUGACUACAUCAUGAAGCUCAUUGAGAGAAUGCCAAGAGUGUGCAAAGCUGUCAAGGCAAAGGGUGGCUAUUUGAAGAAUCGCAUCUCAAAUAUAUUUGGAUUUGUUUAGCACUUUUUUUUGUUACUCCAUGAUUCCAUAUGUGUUAUUUCAUAGUGUUGAUGUCUUCAUUAUUAUUCUAUAAUGUAGAAAAUAGUAGAAAAACCCUUGAAUUGAGGAGUGGUUCUAAACAUGUUGAACAGUAGUGUGUGUGUGUGUAUGUACAUACAUACACACACACACACACACACUACCGUUCAAAAGUUUAUAUAUAUAUAGAUAUUUUCGCAUGAAAUUUCUUGUUAGGGAAAAAUCUGUUCAUUGAAUAUGCGAGAAGUAAAUGCAAAGUUAUUUAAUCUUAUUUUAAGAUGCUGUUUAUUCUUUUUACCUUACUUUUUUUUUUGCUUCAAGAGAUGAGGCCACACCUAUAGUAUAAAGAAAUGGUUGGUGUAUUUUUAUUGAGCAAAGUUUUUACAUUAUGCAGCUAGGAAUCGUACAACAGUGUUAAGUUUGGCCAUCGGCAUAUUGUGCUUUUAUUAUAUUCAUCUGCUGUCCUACUCGAUGCAGGAAGGCUCUCUACUUAAACACAACUAACUGCACUGUGCUGUAGAAGAGACACUUGUAACCAAAGUAAGGCGGGCAAGAGCUCCAUAUUGAGGAAGUAUUUUCAACGCAUACAUUAAUUCAAGAUGGCCUUUCCAAAAACCUCGAUGGCAACUAAAUAGCUCAAUUGAACUGAAUCUUGGACUAUGGUGGGAAGGGGCAAGGGUGGUCUGUGUUCACACCACUGAUUUCCAAAUACAUUUGAAGUAUACUAUUAUUCUCCAAGAGUGUUAUAGGGAAUACAAGGGUUUAGAACUUUUGAUUUCACAGACAGAUGUAUAUCACACGACGAAUGAAAUGGCACACAGCUUGUUUUGAACAUUUGAUGGGGGCGGGGGGGGGGGCGCAUCCUACCAAAUAAUAGAUUAAUUUCUAACUUUUAUUUUUAUUUUUUUAUCUUCAUCUGCAUACAUUUUUCACAGCUUGUAAGUUGGGGUUUGUUUGUUUACUGACACCCACCGUUUUAAGAUUCGCUUUGGGAUGUUGUGAGUAGGGAAUUUGAGUUUGUGUGUGUGCAUUUUCUGGUGUCUGUAAUAUCUUAUUUUUUGGCGGGUUAUGUGGAUGGCAAACACUUUUGCCUUGUUUGCCCACACUUAGUUUUAACAACUAUAUUAAGACAAUUUACAGUUUUUGGGGGGGUUAUGUGGAUGGCAAACACUUUUGCCUUGUUUGCCCACACUUAGUUUUAACAACUAUAUUAAGACAAUUUACAGUUUUCUUAUAUACAUUCACGUAUAUACAUUCAAGUGUGUGUGUGUGUGUGUGUGUGUUUAUAUAUGUUUAUCCAAAUGAAGUACAUAAUCAGUUCUUGGGGUGUAUUGAAAUGUUUACCAUACUCUCUUAAGACAGUCAAAAUGAAGUGGGUAUAUUUUAUUUUUCAUUAUGACUUCUACUAAGCAUGACCACAUCCACGGGUGCAGCUCACCUUGCCUGUGAAAACAACAGUGGUAGCCAUACACUUAACACAGGCUUGUAUGAGCCCUGCAUCCUUCCCUAACACUUACUGUUGAUGUGCUCAUAUUGUAUGUACCCAUGUUUAAAGAAAAAAAUAGUGUAUUCUUGAAAACCUCAAAGAUUGUACUAUAUUUCCAGCAUCACACCAAGGUACCUGGAGUGGUUAAAGCUGUUCUAUAAUUUAUGGUUUAUUAAUGGAACCGUAUUAUACACACAUGUAUGUAUAUUGGUAUGUAUCUAAGUUUUUGUCUACCCCAACUUACAGUCCCACAAACUAAUGUUGCCAUUUCUUAAGUUCAAGGGAGCAAUGUACAAGCAGAGGAGUGUCUUAUUAUAAUAAAAUUAUACAGAGAAAGUUAAAUAAACUUUUUGUUUUAAUGGAAAA